AUGCCGCAUCCCGCUGCCACACUCACCAACCGGGGCCUGGCGGGUCCUGAUGUGGGAUCCCCGACCCCUGGGAGGCAAGGCAAGGAGCCGCCAGGGGCUGCCUGGCACCGCAAGCGGGAGGCGCGGGGUGGACGCCAGCAGCCCCCUCCACCGGCAGGGGUCGGCGCCGGGCCCGUCACACGCCCACCCCCGCACGCGCGCCCGCACCGCCCCCCCACUCGACCCCCUCCGCCCGCCCCCGCCUCGGCACGACGCCCCUCGCGUGCCCCGGCGCCCCCCGCGCCCCCGACCCCAGCGCGCAGCCCCCGCGGCCCGGGGAGCGAUGGCGGCGGCGGCGCGGCCCUGCGGGCGUCUGGGCGGCCAGGGCGCGGGGCCCCGCCCGUGCAGGCUCCCCGGCCUCGCUCCCCGGCCCCGAGCCCAGCGCUCGCCCAGCAGCUCCUACCUCGUCGGCCCUCCGGGCGCCAGCCGCCGCCGCCGCCGCCGCCCGCCCGCCCGCCCGCUCGCUCGCUCCUUCCUUCGGCCGGGCCGCCGCGCGUAGCCGCCUGCGCAGGGGCCCCGCCCGGGGUGACGGCUCCGGCCGCCGUGUCUCCUCACGCCCGGGCCCGCGGGGGCGCGCGCGCCGCUCGCGCACCGCGGCCCGAGCGCGCCCCGCGCCAGCGCGCGCCGCUUCCUGGUUCCGCCCGGCGCGCGCUCGUGAGCCCCGUGGCCCCUCGCACCCGGGCCGCGGCCGCCGGGGAGGGGCCCGGAACCCCCCGGCGCGCCGGCGUGGGGGAGGGGCGGGCGCCGCGCGCAGCCCCUGGUCGCCGCGGCGAGAGGCGUCCCCUCCCGGGCCGCGAGCCGGGCCCCACUGGGCCGCCAGCACAUGCUGCUUUGUUUGGGUCGCUCGACCACCGCGAGCAGCGCUCGCGGCCGACUGACUCUUGGGGUCGCGUCGACUGGCCCCCCUCCGCGGCCCGCCACCCGCCCUUCCCCCGGGCCGAGGCCCGCGUUCCGGGGCCUGCCCCUCCCAGGCCCAGGUCAGAAGUCCACCGCUGCCCCAUCAAUAAUUAUCCCGGGUUUGCUCCCUGGAGGGCGUUUCGGCCUGGGCUGCCUGCUUACCCCCCGGGCGGAAAGCCUGAAUGGGCACAGCGGGAGUUUACUCUCGCCCAGGCCAACUGGAUGCGUCCACCGUUCUAG
Nyctereutes procyonoides (raccoon dog) is the source of this 1176-nucleotide messenger RNA. Its product is annotated as proline-rich protein 2-like. The transcript is spliced from 2 exons. Lineage: Eukaryota; Metazoa; Chordata; Mammalia; Carnivora; Canidae. Bases 1 to 1176 code for a protein of 391 amino acids. The record is from RefSeq and is a predicted model, not a curated record.